Molecule: messenger RNA, 1806 nt
Organism: Colletotrichum paranaense
Lineage: Eukaryota; Fungi; Ascomycota; Sordariomycetes; Glomerellales; Glomerellaceae
Product: cytochrome P450 monooxygenase
Exons: 3
Coding region: 1-1806 (601 amino acids)
Molecular function (GO): oxidoreductase activity, acting on paired donors, with incorporation or reduction of molecular oxygen; monooxygenase activity; heme binding
Source: RefSeq, a predicted model, not a curated record
AUGAUCAAACACCUCUAUCAUGCGGCUUCUAUCGUGCUGCAGUCGCCCAUCCCGGCGUUGAUACUUCUCACCUCUACGCUUCUCUAUUACAUCUACUUGAAAGGCUUCCCAAGACCUCUCACUGGAAUUCCAUACAACGAGAGCGCUCUGAGAAGCUUCUUGGGUGACCUCCCUGCUUUCCAGCAUGCAAGAAACCACGGGAAAGGCUUUACUGUGUGGAUGCGCGACCUGGCUCAGAAACAUAGGUCACCAAUAGUUCAGGUCUUUCUGGGCCCAUUUACACCGCCAUGUGUAGUUCUGUUUGACUAUCGUGAAAGUUACGACAUUGUAGCACGGCGAACAAAGGAGUUCGAUCGUUGCCGAAGGGAUGCAGAAACUAUGUCGACCAUUUUACCUGAGCAUCAUCUUUCGAUGGUGUCAACUGACGCCAGGUUCAAAGGCAACAAGGACUUGGUGAAGGAUUUGAUGGCCCCAGGAUUCUUAAACGAGGUUUCUGCGCCCGAGAUUUAUAGCAAAGCGCUAUCUCUCAUAGAGCUGUGGAGUGUGAAGAGCAAAUGGGCCGCAGGCCGUCCGUUCGAAGCCCAUCACGAUCUUCAGAACGCUGCUUUAGACAUCAUCAUGUCUGCUGCAUUUGGCGAGACAAGCAAUGGCGGUGUUCUCCGGCAGCACAUACUCCAGGAAACGGGCUAUAGGCCCUUCCUAGUGCCAACAGAUCUGAAAGAGCCCGCAUGCUUCAAGAGUCUUGGGCUUCCUACUGAGUACCAGGCUACUGUUGAUAUCACCCACUUUAUGGGCAGGGUUGUCACGUCGCCCUUCCCAAAACAGUUUGCAUGGCUGUUGAAGACCUUUACGAGUGUGAGCAGUGUAUUCGUGAAGAAGGACUACUUCAUCAGGAGCCAGAUUCAAAAGGCAGUAGCAUCGCUGAGCGACAAAUGGCUCCAAGGAGAGAAGGCAGCCAAAUCAGCUUUAGACUUCAUCGUCCUGCGAGAAGUGACAGCAGCCAAGAAGUCUGGACGCAAACCCUCAUUCACUUCCAAGAGGUUGGAAGACGAGUUGCUUGGAUACAUCGUCGCGGGUCAUGAAACGUCUGCGUCCAUCUUAUCUUGGGCUGUGAAGUUUCUAGCCGACAAUCAGAAACAACAGCAUACAUUGCGCAAACACCUCCAGGCAGUUUAUCCAGCUGCUGUCAAAGAGAAGAGACAGCCAAGUGUAACCGAACUCACAAAGGUUGCAGCUCCGUAUCUUGAUGCCUUCCUGGAAGAGAUUUUACGACUCUCACGGACAGCUUCAAUCCUAACACGCGAGGCUGUUACUGAUACUAUCGUGAUGGGGAAGUUCGUGCCGAAAGGUACCACAAUCUUCAUCUUCACACAAGGGGCGAGCUAUGUUCAGCCGUCUCUGGGCGUUGACGAACAAGUGAGAAGUAGGACUUCGCAAGAAGCCAAACGAGUCCCAGACUGGCUUUCCGAUAAUGUAGAAAAGUUCUGUGCUGGGCGCUGGCUUGUACCAAAGACGGGAGCGAGCGGGUUCAGCGAAGAAAGCGUCGGAAAAGAGGACGGCUGGACUUUGUCUGAUUAUGAUUUUGAUCCUCAAGCUGGGCCAAUCUUGACAUUUGGCGGUGGACCAAGAGGAUGUUUUGGUAGACGUCUCGCCUAUCUUGAGUUGCGCAUGGUUCUUGCGUUGCUUGUGUGGAAUUUUGCUUUCAAGCCAUGCGCCGACAAUCUUAGCACCUAUGAGCUCAGGGAGAGCAUAACUGUAGAACCCAAGGAUUGCUACGUCAACCUUCAGACUUCAGAUAACAUGUAG